Theileria orientalis strain Shintoku is the source of this 6969-nucleotide messenger RNA. RefSeq lists its product as hypothetical. The transcript has 5 exons. Lineage: Eukaryota; Apicomplexa; Aconoidasida; Piroplasmida; Theileriidae. Gene Ontology annotation, biological process: tRNA methylation. The coding region runs from base 1 to 6969 and encodes 2322 amino acids. Gene Ontology annotation, cellular component: cytosol. The record is from RefSeq and is a predicted model, not a curated record.
AUGUAUAAUAUCCAUAAUGUUAUGGAAGAUAACAUAGCCAAUGUAGCUUUUAAUAAAUCGGAACCAAAAUCUAUUAUUACUGGCAAUAAAAAAUUUUUACAGCCAAAUUUGAGUACUAAAAAUUUAAAUAAUUCCCUAGAGUUAAAAAUUCUCUUUGAUUCCUUGUUAAACACUUGCAAAAAAUCGGCAAACUGGGAAUUUAAUAUUGAUUUAAUCUCAUACAAGAAUAAUAAAUCGGAUUUUCUAUCAAACCUUUCAAAAUUACAGCAAUAUAUAAGCAGUUUUAAUAUUAAGGACGAGGAAGAAGCUUUAGCAUAUAAAGAAAUCUUUAAGGAUUUGUGUUAUUAUUUCCUUGAAUUGAUAUGUGAAGCGGAUUUGUUAUCGAUAACAAAGAAUUAUUCAAAUAAGAUUAUAACAACAUUAAAAGUUAUUCAUAAUAAUGCUGAGUUCAUACAUUCUUAUUUGGCUGAGCUUUGUUCGGAUGAUUAUGAUGAGCACACUCACACCGAUGACAGAUUUUAUCACACAGUGAAGCAUAAAUUUUGUAACAUAUACACGAUACUGUCAUCUGAUCUCUUAAACUCACUGAAAAGAGAAGAUGUGCCAAGCCUAUUGAACAAAAUAAUAUCAAAGUACUUAGAAUGUUCUAUAGAUGAUAUUGAUCACAACCAUCGAGAUGAAGAAGUGAAUAUAGCUGAAACUUUCAGUGAAACGGCAAGCAGUCAGCACCCUAGUUUAGAAGGAAUAAAAUGUAUUAAUGUGCUAUUGUACAAUAAGCAAAUAGGAAGUCACGAAGUGGAUAAGAGCCUGAUAGGUCGUCUCUUGAAGCACCUGUUGGUAUUCCUUGAAGAAAAGUCGAGAAAAUAUCAAAGGAUAUCAUCAUUUGCAACAUGCUUGAUAGGGAUAAUGAGAUACAUAGUGGAGGAAAACGCUGAGAUAAAGGUGUUGAGGGCAAUAACAGAAGACAAGGCAGAUUGGACUGGGUUGAGGAGGGAAGACGAGGAUUUGGUGAAUUUAGUGAGGAGGUUGCCAAAGUUGAAUUAUAUAUACGUCAUCAGGUCUAUAGUGAUAUUGUUACACUCAAACAAGUGGACACCUAACGAUGCUUCCAGUGAUGAGAAGUAUGGAAUUCUGAGGAAUUGCUACGAAACCAUAAGAGAAAAUUUGAUGACGAAUAACCAAUUCAUCAUCAACUACGCACUAUUGCAGACAGUGCAGUCGUACACGAUAUUUCUAAGUCAUCAGGAAAAAGAUGGAAAUUUAGCGGAAGGUGUGAAGCAUGGCGGUGAAGGAAAAGGUGACGAGGAGGAGAAAAGAGCUUUGUACAUAGAGAGUCUGAUAGAGUUGAGUAGGAUUCUGGUAAACUACUUUAACAAUAAAAUUAAGACGAUCAGCCACCUUUCGAUAUAUAUCUAUAAGAAGCUACUGCAGGGUCUCUCUUCAACCUUUAGUCGCAUGGCAAGUGAGGAUGCAGCGGGAAACAAAUCGCAAAUGGAUAAGAAGACGUUGGUGGAGAACGUAAUGAGGACAAUGAAAGGGAACAUGACUAUUAAAAAUAAGUACAUAAUACUGGACACGGUUAUUAAGCUGACGAGUGUUGAGAAGCUGUUGGAAUAUGAGCCUUAUUUACUGCUACACCUGAUGGUUAACAUAGCGAACAACAAGUCGACGAUAUCGUCGCUACUAUCGCAACUGUUAUCGCAAAUACAGUUAAUAUUUAAAGGAUUCGCAGCACACUGUAAUAUAGACAAUGAGAGUGUUUUUCCAGAAAAAUAUGGAACGAUAGAAGGGAGAUUAGAUGAAAUAGCCUUCAAGUGCUAUUUAUACCCACCGCUAAUAUGUAUUAUAAAUAAUUAUAGCAUACUCGAAAAUGAAUCUGCUGACAGCAGUCUAGAGUAUUUGAUGCCAACGAAUACUGACGACUGUCAGGAGGGUAAGGAUGAGUAUAGGAGAGAUAGGUGUGACAGCAUAAAUAAGGUCUUGAUGAACAUAAUACCGAACUACACGUUUGAGCUCCUGAAGAUAUCAAACGAGUCGUACAGAUUUGAUUACUUUGAGUACCUGCCGCAGAAGUCGAAGGAAAUAUUGACUGAAAGAAGAAUCAAAAGGGAUAACAUGACUACAGAUUUGAAGGAAUUUUACACACAAAUAGUGAGGAACAUAGUAGAACAAAAGAAGGGGUUAGGAGAAAUAGGUGACAGUGUAGAAGGUACAGAAGCAGCCAAAUUAAUGUCAGAUAACAAUGGUGUUGGAGAAGACGAAGAGCAAAAAAGAAUGGAAAGGAUGGAGUGGGAGAGAAUGGAGAAAAUGAUGGAGUUGGAAGGAGAGUUGAUCGGUGAUAAAAUGGAAGAAGUGUUAGCAGGGGCGAAGAUCGUGGAGUUGUAUGGCAAGAUAAGCUACCACGAAAGCGUGUGUCUGUACAACUUCAGAAGGACUAACAAGGUCUACUUUGUUAACACGAGUGUCGAAGGUAGAAGGUACGACGGCAUCGUAGUUGCAAAUUGCCCGGAGAAGAAACUAAAGAGUAGGAAUUCAGUGGCCAAAGAAGUGUACUACAUAGACAUCAGAAGGUACAUGUACAGCCUGUAUUACGCAGAGGACAUUGAAGUGAUAUUGAACUUGGUAAAGACAGUGUCAGACUGCAGGAAGAUAAGCAAGCUGAUAAGAUCAAAUGAGUUCGCACUGAUUAAAUUUACGCUAAAGCACGUCGAUGAGAAGAUGAUGAGUAAGAGAGCAAUCAAGGAGUAUUUAAUGGGUAAUUUGAAGGAGAUAAUGGAGAUACUGCGAAAUAAUAUAAAUGUGUACAACAAUGAAAACAAGAUCAUGAUAUCAUUAAACGUAAUGUUGAGCAUAUGUGGACUGUUCAUGGAAAGCAGGGAAGGUAAAGGAUUGGAGCAGGAAUCGCACACUUCUCAAAGUGGUGAAGAAACGGUAUUGGAUAAGGAAAUGGAUAAGGAAUUGAUUGAUGAUGUGUUGGUACGAAGGCUGUUUAACCUGUUUUACAGUUUGAAGCCAUGUAACCAUAAGAUACUGCGGAGAAUACUAGGGUAUAUAGGCAGAGAUGAAAUCAAUGGGCUCAUGAGAAGUAAGGAGGAAGCUCUGAUAAGACUGUUGAUGAACUUUAACCAGAACAAAUACGAAAUAGCGUCGAACAUGCUGGAGUUGUAUAUGAAAAACAGCUCAGACGAUGAAAUAAGAAAUUUUUUCAUUAGAGUGAGGAGGUACUACAAUGAUCACGUGAGCAGGAAAGGGAUGGGAAAAAAGGAAACUGAGGCAAGAGAAGAGAGCCAAAAUGGAAAGUUAAUGAUGUUGAACACAGUGUACGAGCUUAUAUGGGAUUACAGAAGUAAUAUGGAAGAGUACCUGGGAAGAAGUAUAACAGUAUCCGGGAUGAUUAAUCUGGUAAACAACAUGAUGGAGCACAUGGACGAAAUCUGCGGAAAAAAGUUGGAGGAAAUGUACAUAUUACUGUUAAAAACACUUAAACAGGUCAUAAAUGAGUAUAUGGCACCAAAAGCAGGAGUUGGAGACGAGAGGACAGAGGAAGGAAGGCUGGUGGACUGCAGAGGAUAUUACAUAAGUAAGUCAGAAAAGGAGGAUGAAUAUGACUGGAGUAACCUAAGAAUAAUCGGUAGAAGCUGCACAUGUGCACUGUACGGCGAAGAGGAAUAUUUAGAUGGAGCCGUUGGCUGUGGACAGAGAGAGCCCUCAAAAACAGAGAACAACACUAGAAAUGUUGGUUUCACCGGUAAAACGGGCAGUAAAGAAGUUUGUGGUUACGUUACUGUGGUUGACAAUACGUGUAAUGACAAUCCAGUAGCUUAUAAUACGUGUAAUGACAAUCCAGUAGCUUAUAAUACGUGUAAUGACAAUCCAGUAGCUUAUAAUACGUGUAAUGACAAUCCAGUAGCUUAUAAUACGUGUAAUGACAAUACAAGCGCUAUUCAUGGUACGGAAAAGGAGUGCAGGCUUGGGAGAAGAUACGAAAUGAACAGCAGGAACGAGUUUAAGCUGUUCAACUACCUGAUCUACAAAAUGGUGCACGAGCUGGUGAGUGCGCUGCACAGUAUGGCGAACGCGUUCACGAGUUCGGCAGUAAGUGGCUUCAGCUGGAGCAGGAGCGAGUCGGCGGAGAGGCUGGACGAACUGACGAGAACGAUGAUGUAUUGCAUAAUCAACUGCAGGCACGUGGGCUGCAACGACAUGUUCAACAGCCUGCUGCUGUAUUCGCUGCAGAAAAUGCUGGAGCUCCAGAAAAACAACAGGUUCCUGUACAGCUACGUCUACUACCUCACAGAUCUGAUCGUGUCAAGACACAGUAGCUUUAAGAGCGGAGGAAAGUGUGUUGACAAGGGGCUCGAAGAAGACGAGAGGCUCCUGAGCAGCAAUGUCAUAGACAUACACACGAGGAGCGAGCACCUGUCGCUGAUAUUCAUAUCGAUCAUAAAGUCUGAGAGCAACAAGAAGAUAUCGGACCUGAACAACGAGAUCAUAUUCAUGCUGCUCUACAUAGUGGAUGCGAUAGAGCACGAGAAAGCGCCAACACUCCCAGUCAUUAAUGGCGUUGGGAGCGGAGGAGUCACGAGUGCAGUUAACCUUAGUCGGGGGACGGAAAUAGGGGAAUCGACGGGAGACAGGACCACCGUCGUCAUCAACGUGCUGAACAUCCUGAGGUACAUCUACCGCUGCAUAGACAUGAAGUACAUGAACAACGAAAACGUGGCGGAGGUGAUCAGAGUGUGUCUGAGGCACAUGAGGAGCGAGAACUGGUCGGCGAAGAACGCGUCGUCGCUGCUGCUGUCGACAGUGCUCUCCUCGCUCAACGCAAACCAGCACCUGCUGAGCAGUGGCCUCCUGACGAGCCCGCGGCUCCUCGGAGAGCUGAGCGGAAUCAUGAGAGGCAGCACGGAGGAAGUGGCCUACUACACGCUGUACGUGCUGCAGCUGAUGCUGCACCAGAGCAGCGUCAACCUGGCGGAGCUGUUCAGAAAGACGGACCUUGUGGAGAGCGUAAAGGCGCUCCUGGGGGCGGAAAACCUGUACCUGAGGAGACUCGCAGCGUCGGUGCUGUCAAGCUACUAUGCACAGGCGGAUGGCGAAGUGGAACAAAUCCUUAAGUUGGAGCGAGAAUUGGAUGGCGCUUCAGCAGACGCAAAUCGUUUAAGUGGAUUCUUAAUGCUGAUUAAGAGUGCCAUUGAGUCUACGAACGCGGUUAGAAGUAAAAGUACCAUUGACGCGCUCCUAGAAAUGCUAGGAAGGAUCUGUGACAAGAUAAAUACAGUUGAAAACUACAUGUUGGCAAGGGAGAUACUCAACCUGGUUCUGAGGCUGGACGAGUGUCUAAACAGCUGUAAAUUGAACAAGUAUCACGAGUCGGAACUAUUGGAGGUAAAGGCCAGCAAGAGCGUGGGAGUGGAUGUGAACGCGUUUGAAGGAGAUUGCUAUAACAUGUACCUAGUAAUGAAGUACCUUGAGAUGGUAAUAGAGGGAGACCAUGCGGAAAUGAGCACGCUUGAUAAACUAUACGGGCUAAUAGUGAAGCAUAAGCAGUACAUACAGCUUUGCACAAACUAUUUCAGAAUCGUCAAUAAAAUGGUGAGAAAUAGAGUGGUGGCCAGUGUGAAGUGUAUUGAUGAGCGGUUGAGGCUGUUCGAGGAGUUGUACGGCCGCAAGUAUUGUGAACUGGUAAGAUUCUGUGUCGACAACGAGUUGACAAGCAACAACAGCCUGUACACAGAACUGUUUAAGUCUUUAUACUACCACUUCAUAGUGGUGGCCGGUAAUAAGGUGACCAGUGGGAGUGUUUUGAGGAAAAGGCUCCUGAGAACACUUGGGUGUAUCCUGGUAAACAACUGCAACAGUGGCAGCGACCUGGAAUUGAAUAUAAGGCUGGAAAUAUCUUCAGUCUAUUUUGACACGUUUCGGCUACUGAGGCCAUCAUACAGCACAUGCGUGGACGAAGAGGAGAGGAUGUUGCUUCGGAGAAAUUGGAUAUGCCUAUUCUGUAACAUGUUGACGCUGCUCCAGGACGAUAAGGUAGAAGUGCGCGCCAAUAUGAUGAAUUUAAUACGGAUGCACAUCGUCAGCAGCAGGGCGGCCUGCUGUAACCGUGAUCAUAAUGCUAAGGCUAAUAAAUCUGAUGACCCUCUUGGGAAUAGUAAUCACAGGCGCAGUCACAAGGCCAAGGCUACUGUGACUGAGAUUACUGGCGGUGAGGCGGAUGUGGACGAUGGUUCUCGUGGCAAUCGUGGAAAGACGGUGCUGGACGACAACAGCUACGAAUCUAGGCUUUUGGAACACGCAGUCAACGCAUUUGGCAUCGAUGACACGCUUUCGCUCUUUCACCACUACUUGCUAAUCGACCUUAACGCGAUUGGGGACUUGAUGGAGUCCAAAGGCUCCGAUGAACAGAUAUACGAGGAGGAGGACAACAACAUGUACAGGGAGCCGAUGCUCAUAGUGAAGAGCAUCCUGGCAGUUUUGGUGGACUGCGUAUCGCAACAGAGAUUCGUAGAGCAAAUACACUCGUUCCUAACCAAAGUUAUCAGCUCAUAUCAGAACGCGCUUAACAGAAUAUUCUGGGACCACGGUGGUGAAGAAGACGACAGUAAACGGUUUGCAACUGAAAAGCUGACUAGGCUUGGCUUGAAGGGGCAUAAGCACAUCCUAACUAACGCGAUUAUUCUAUUCUUGCUGCUUGCAGUGAAGAUUUAUUUGAUUAAGCGGUGUUACCACUCUGGCAAUCGCGACUACCAUCUUGGUGCGCACGGGGAGUUGCUAUCCGGCGAUUUGCAAUAUUUUAAGCUGAUUCACGGCAUCGUUGUUACCCAGAGCCCUUCUGAGGCCAUGGACAGUUUGUAUUCGAAGUUGUGUGAAUCACUCGAGGUAUCUACGGGAUGUGAAAGCGUUGACCGCAAUGCAGAAGAGCCAACACAAUUUAUGCUCAAAAACACCUUAAUUUCGCUAUAA